AUGGCCACUCUUAGCCUCCAGGGACUUUGUCUCCUGCUUCUGCUGACCUUGGAAAUCCUGGCUCUAGACUGCAACAAAACUGCAGAGAACCAAUUGCGAGUGAACAACCCAGAGGUCCGAAAGCGCAUGGAAGCCAUAGGAGGACAGCAGCUUCCUCAAGAGUGCCUGUACAAAAGACCAACCUUUAGCUUUCCUGAGGAAAAAAUCCUCAGAGCCAGCAAAGAGGGUAAAAGUGUGGCUGUGAAGAUGAUCCUUGAAAAGAUCCUGAAGAUCUUUGAGCACAACUUCACUCAAGCUGGAUGGGAUCCAAGAACCGUAGCACUUUUGCAAAAUGCCCUUUACCAGCAAAGUAAUCAGUGGAAGAACUGUUCUACUACAGAGACUGGGGAGGUGGCAACACUGAAAGAGCGAGAUUUAAACCUGAAUCUGCUAAGAUACUUCAGACAAAUCCAAACAUUCCUGGAGGGCCAGCAGUACUGCCUUUGUGCCUGGAGUGUUGUGCGACUGGAAAUAUGGAAGCUCUUCUUUGUCAGUCUCGAUAAACUUUUGAACAGGUUUUAA
Molecule: messenger RNA, 561 nt
Organism: Gekko japonicus
Lineage: Eukaryota; Metazoa; Chordata; Lepidosauria; Squamata; Gekkonidae
Product: interferon alpha-7-like
Exons: 1
Coding region: 1-561 (186 amino acids)
Biological process (GO): cytokine-mediated signaling pathway; B cell proliferation; T cell activation involved in immune response
Cellular component (GO): extracellular region
Molecular function (GO): type I interferon receptor binding; cytokine activity
Source: RefSeq, a predicted model, not a curated record